CGGGAAAAAAUACGCAAACAACCCCCAGCUGCAGGCAGUUGGCGCAUCUGCUGCUUGCUCGAAGGCACCGGUCAGACAGUAGAAGGCGAGCAGCCAACCGGGACCUGCUUCCAUUUUUCCUGACACUUGGCUUUUGAAACAGAGGGGCCCAAGCCGGGAAAAGUAGGAUGGGGGCCGGAGCUAGCGCUGAGGAGAAACGCUCCAGAGAGCUGGAGAAGAAGCUGAAGGAGGAUGCAGACAAGGAUGCAAGAACCGUCAAGCUGCUGCUACUAGGGGCUGGAGAAUCAGGCAAGAGCACCAUUGUCAAACAGAUGAAAAUUAUCCAUAAAGAUGGUUACUCGCUUGAAGAAUGCUUGGAGUUCGUCACCAUCAUCUACAGCAACACCCUGCAGUCCAUCAUGGCCAUUGUGAAGGCCAUGAACACACUCAACAUUAACUACGGCCACCCUGAUCAGCAGGAUGAUGCCAGGAAACUGAUGCAUCUUGCAGACACCAUUGAGGAAGGAACCAUGCCCAAAGAACUGUCAGACAUCAUUCUGCGUCUGUGGAAGGAUUCUGGCAUCCAGGCGUGUUUCGACAGGGCUUCGGAGUACCAACUGAACGACUCAGCUGGAUACUACCUUAAUGACCUGGAGCGACUGGUCCAACCAGGCUAUGUGCCCACUGAGCAGGAUGUGCUGCGAUCAAGAGUGAAAACCACCGGUAUCAUUGAGACCCAGUUCUCCUUCAAAGAUCUUAACUUCAGAAUGUUUGAUGUGGGCGGCCAGAGGUCAGAGAGGAAGAAGUGGAUUCAUUGUUUCGAAGGCGUUACCUGUAUCAUCUUCAUCGCUGCUUUGAGCGCCUAUGACAUGGUGUUGGUGGAGGAUGACGAAGUGAAUCGAAUGCACGAGAGUCUGCACUUGUUCAACAGUAUCUGCAACCACCGCUACUUUGCCGCCACCUCCAUUGUACUCUUCCUCAACAAGAAGGACGUGUUCACUGAGAAGAUCAAGAAAGCUCAUCUCAGCAUGUGCUUCCCUGAUUAUGAUGGUCCCAAUACUUAUGAGGAUGCUGGUAACUAUAUCAAAAUGCAGUUCCUGGACCUGAACUUGCGCAGAGACAUAAAAGAAAUCUACUCACACAUGACCUGCGCCACAGACACAGAAAACGUGAAGUUUGUGUUUGACGCUGUAACCGACAUCAUCAUCAAAGAAAACCUGAAAGACUGUGGUCUCUUCUAACAGCCGAGCAGGGAAACCAAAUGACGGGUAGUUUCUCAGCCUGUCACAUUCCUCAGAUUCCUCCUCAAUUCAAACAGGGGAAUGAAGAUGGAAACUGUCCCAUCAAAGAGCCAUCCUCAAACCAGUGAAUGCAAAACAAAAACAAAAAUUUUAUUUGCUGUGUAAAAAACUAAACUUGUAGCUUUGACCAAAGACUCCUUGUCAUUGAGGCAUAAAAAUAAUCCUGUGCAGAUUUUAAGAUGAGUUGAAUUUUUUUUGUCAAACUUUCCUCUUGAACUCAUCUUUGGAGGGCAAUGUAAUCUCUAGCUGUUGUCUGCAUAAACUGAUUUCCUUUCAGAUGUACUCAUAUGAAUAGAUGCAGUGUCUCUGAGCUCAAGUACACAGGCAGCAUACUAUCAAAGGGCUAACAAGAUGGUCUCACCACCUGCAUAUGCACUUCAGCAUCAGUUAGACUUUAAGAUGAAAUGUCACUAGAAAAGGCUUUUUCUAAAGACACAACACAGCACAAUGUGUUACACGAGAAGGUCAUAAAUUUAACUUCUGAGGGAUGCGUUAGAUUUUUGUUUUGUUUUAUUGCAGUAGUUGAAAAGGGCCAUUGUAUAUAAAUAAUCAGAUUUCUAUUGAUGUGUUGUCAUACCGUGUUAAUCAAUAAACUGUUAAGUUAGACAUUAAUUUAACUCCAAUUUGAAACUCCCAGUCAAAAACCCUUUGAGUGAACCCAUCUGUAUGAAAUCCAGAGAAAAAAGAUUUACACAUUUGAUUAAACUUAAUAAAGCUUCCGUAGAAAACUCA
Messenger RNA from Girardinichthys multiradiatus, 2012 nucleotides. RefSeq names its product guanine nucleotide binding protein (G protein), alpha transducing activity polypeptide 1 (gene gnat1). The record is from RefSeq and is a predicted model, not a curated record. Gene Ontology annotation, cellular component: heterotrimeric G-protein complex. Lineage: Eukaryota; Metazoa; Chordata; Actinopteri; Cyprinodontiformes; Goodeidae. Bases 168 to 1220 code for a protein of 350 amino acids. Gene Ontology annotation, biological process: adenylate cyclase-modulating G protein-coupled receptor signaling pathway. Gene Ontology annotation, molecular function: G protein-coupled receptor binding; G-protein beta/gamma-subunit complex binding; GTP binding. The transcript has 9 exons.